Molecule: messenger RNA, 3240 nt
Organism: Stylophora pistillata
Lineage: Eukaryota; Metazoa; Cnidaria; Anthozoa; Scleractinia; Pocilloporidae
Product: nucleoporin SEH1
Biological process (GO): cellular response to amino acid starvation; positive regulation of TORC1 signaling
Cellular component (GO): nuclear pore outer ring; Seh1-associated complex
Molecular function (GO): protein binding; structural molecule activity
Source: RefSeq, a predicted model, not a curated record
UUACAUUAUAAGUUACCAUGAAGUGUGUUCCUGGUCGUGUUUCAGAAGUUGAAAGUUUGAAUUUUCCAAUUAUCCGAUUUAAACGACUCUCUUUCUUACUACCUCGUUCGGUUAUCCAACAUUGAGUGUUUUGAGCGUUUCAAAUGACAUAGGAAGGAGUUAAAAAGCGGAGAAAGAGGAACUGGUUGUCUGUAGCGCGCAAAAAUCAUGUUUGUAGCUCGCGAAAUUCCUGCAGAACACAAAGAUUUAAUUCACGAUGUGUCGUAUGAUUACCACGGAAGAAGAAUGGCUACUUGUUCCAGUGAUCAAAGUGUUAAGGUUUGGGAUCUUGGAGAGGAUGGUCAGUGGCAUUGUACAGCAAGUUGGAAGACCCACUCUGGCUCAGUAUGGAAAGUAACUUGGGCACAUCCAGAAUUUGGCCAGGUGCUAGCUUCAUGUUCCUUUGACAGGACCGCUGCAGUAUGGGAAGAACAAGUUGUAGGGUCUGGUGAUGGCAUAUCACAAAGGCAAAGUCAUUGGGUGAAAAGGACCUCCCUCGUUGAUAGUAGAACCUCUGUAACAGAUGUCAAGUUUGCUCCGAAACAUUUAGGACUACAGUUGGCCACAUGUUCCAAGGAUGGCACUGUUAGAAUUUAUGAAGCUCCUGAUAUUAUGAAUUUAAGCCAGUGGCAGCUACACAAUGAGAUCUCACACAAACUGAGUUGUAGCUGUGUGUCAUGGAACUUAUCAAGAGUACAUCCACCAAUGUUAGCGGUAGGCAGUAAUGAUUCUAACACCAGUGCUGGAGGAAAAGUUCAAAUACAUGAAUACAAUGAAGCAAGCAGAAAGUGGCACAGAGUAGAAACACUUAUGGCAAUAACAGAUGCUGUUCACGAUGUGGCUUUUGCUCCAAAUUUAGGAAGGUCUUAUCAUCUUUUGGCCAUUGCUUCAAAGGAUGUUCGUAUUAUGAUGCACAAACCUUACAGAGAGCAAGGAACUGGAGCAGGAGCAAGUUUGGCCAAACUUGAUAUCAGUCUGGCAGCACAGUUUAAUGAUCAUGACUCCCAAGUUUGGAGAGUUGAGUGGAAUAUAACUGGCACAAUUCUGGCUUCCUCUGGAGAUGAUGGCUGUGUACGUUUAUGGAAAGCUAACUAUCUUAACAACUGGAAGUGUAUAACAGUUUUACGUGGAGAUGGCAUCUCAGGUUCCAUGCCUGGCCCUAGUAUGAGUGGUCCAAUCAUGAAUGGGCAGGAUCCAAAACCAGGUCUUGCUGCAUUCAAGACACAGACUACAUGGUACACAUCAUAACACAGUACUCUCUGCUUACCAUGGACACCUUUUGUAAAUGCUGAUCAGAAUACAUUGUGAUCAACACCAUCAGCAAUUAACGCAAGUAACAAAGAAUUAACUGAGAUAUGAGCUAAUCAGACAUCUUGGGGGUAAACUUCAGUAUUUACAAUUACUAGUUACAUGUGGAAGAAAAAACUAGUGAAAGAGCUUCUGAACAUUUGAUUUUUUUUUUCUCUCUCUAAGAAUAAGAGAACAGUUCUAGCUCUAGAUUUAUGAAGGGUAGAUAUCACUGUCACUGUGGAUAGGGCAGUAAGUCUUCCUAACACCUACUGGCUGGAUACCAAUUAUCCCUUAAUUAACGGUUGUCUGCCCUUUAAACAACUGGGCCCUGGUAAACUUAUAACUUGAAGCAGAUGCCUCUCAAUAUGGAUAGAUUUUAGGAUAUAUAUGAAGGAAAAAUUUCAUAUAGAAGAGAAGGGUGUUGAACUUUGUCCUGUUGAAUGAACCAAAAUUUCCAGGAGGGAGCUUUUCCAGGGGAGGGGUGCAGGGAGGAGAUUCGCAGCUUAUUGAUAAACUUCACGGCUAUAUAAAAUCUGCUGUCGUUUAUGUAUUCUCAGUAGUUUUACAUUAUGGUAUUCAGUGCCUAGUCAGUAGCCUUCUCUUUGUUGUUUGCUUCAAAAAUUUGCUUUAAUCACCUGUCAAUUACUUGCCUACUAGCAGUGUACCCCCUUCUAAGAAAAAUGCUGGAUCCACUCCUGCGAAUGGGUACAAAAUCUUAUCAUUGCAUAUUCAGUGAAUUAAAAUUAAUUCCUAAUAUAUGUUUAUGGAAGAGUCAGAUCAACAGAAAAAAUGUUAAUCACAAUCAGGUAUGAUUUCUUUUGGUAUUGUGCUAAUCUACAAGUAUUUGUUCCAUACACAAAUUAUUGUUAAUUAAUUCUACUCUUUAGGAAGCACUUAGUAGGCUUAAAUAUGUAGAAGUAGUUGACUUUGGUUGGUUAAUCAUUUCUUCUUGAUAAGUGUAUCAGUGCAGUGUGCCCAUUCGCAGUACUGAUUGUGAUUAAUUCUUGCUGAGGUCCUUUUGACCAAUUUAUCAAGGAAAACGGUUUCAUUCGGAAUUGUGAAAGCUGUACAGUAGUGUUUUAAGGAUACCUAGUACCUAACGAUUCUUUUAUUUUCCUUUGAGGAACAUACCUAUCUUGGUAAAUAAAAUAUUAUAUGUUUAAACACUUAGUUAGAGUGUUUAUAGGCAGGCAAACUCCCUCAGUCUAUAGAAUUGAUGCAGCUAAAUUGAGUCACACCUCACAUAAAAAAAACAUUAUGCCUUUUCAAGUCAUUAGUAACAAACAGAAAAUUUUCACCUCCACAAAAAAAACAAUUAUUUUUUCAGACAAAAAAAAUAAAUUCAAGAAUAAUAUUACCACAUUCUUGAUGUCUAGAAGACACUGACAUUUGUCCUUGGUAGGUUUACUGGUGAAUUCGUGUUUCUCUUCAAAUUAUUCAAAAGUCACACACACAGCAAAAAACUAAAUGAAUCCAUUCAACUGCUUAGAGCUAAAUUCAAUCCAGACUUAAAAUACAAUGUAAGUCCUGUCUCACAAUCAAAAUUACUGAGGACUUCACAUAAGUUACAAAUCACAAAAAAAUAAAAUUUGGAGUCAACUUAGUUUCAUAGCAAAAGCAUUUGAUCCACUGAGGCUUGAAUCAAACAAAAAACAAGACCCUUAAGUGUUUUUUUUCCCAAUGUAACCAAGGAAAAACAUUAAUAUUCUUUUUAAAACUAAAUCUAAAAAUCUCAAAGCAGACAAAUCCAAUGAAAAGGUUUAACUUCUACUAAUCAAGAACGAAUACUGAUACUUUUCCAAGAUAAAAUAUAAAAAUUCUAUGUUUCAUAUCUGGACAUAGUCCGUGACAGACUAAUUUAAAAUAAAACUGUAUUUUAGGGAGGCCAUAUAUCCUUGUGAGUUGUGACCC